AUGGGAAAGGAUACUAAAGAAAGCAAUGAAGUUGACAAAGUUCAAGUGGAAAUUGAGGUCCAAUCGGCUACUCCUGACGGCGGCUGGGGAUGGCUGGUUUGCCUCGCUGGGUUCAUAGCUCAGUUUGUUAUACUUGGGAUACAGAAUAAUACGGGUAUCCUGUACAAAGCUUUGUUGGUGGAAUUCAAUACCGGCAAAGGAGAAACAGGUUAGUGAUUUAAAUUUCUACCAAAAGUCUCUUAUGACUAUAAAUCUUGUCAAUAUCAUUGCAAGUUUCAAGAGAGCUUUCGGAAGAGAGCUAGCGCUCGAAGCUCUCGCAUCAAGUCACCCGCGGUCCCAUGUUUUAUUUGUCCAAACAACUAAUCCAAAACUCUGCUAGUUUUAUUUAGAUCUCUCGUUCUUUAAGUAUUAACUCGCAUUCCCUCUUGGCUGUACAAUAUUUUCGGUAUGGAUACAACGGAUUUCAAAAUUUUUUUUCCUUUUGAAACGGCAUCGGCAACCGCAAAUUGCGCCGAAAGAUGGGUUAUCCCGGCCAAUGAAUAUGUUUUUUUUCGAAUCAGCAAUACUGAAAUUAGAUUGCUUCGUCAAUGGGUUAUGGCCUCUCGGGUUCAACUUUCGAUUUGGCGUCCUCGAAGAUGUGUCAGAUGUAGAAGUUUCGAUUUCUUGUUCGAAUGCGCAGAAUUAAUAUCUCAAUCUCUAUUUCUUUAAUGUAAGUAUAAAGUUUUUAUCAGGCGAUCGUUUCGUAACCGUUGAUACAGAAAUUUCUCGUGUAAGUUUAUUGAAAAUCCACAGAUUGGUCGAUUUCCUCUGAAACUCUUUAGCGCGCGUUGAAAGAAAAAGAUCUCCGGCGUUCGUUAAUAUCCAGAAUACCUUUUACCGGAAGUGAAAUUGCAGAUUUUAAAAUGCAAAUGAUGGACCUUAACCCGGACAAUAAAAGACAGCUGACGCAAGAAAUUAAAAUAGCAAAGUUUCAUAUUCUCGCUUUUCUUCGAACCUGACGCAUAAAUAAACUUGUGAUCGUUGAGGUGUAUCACAGAUUUUAAAACAGCCUAGCAUUCUUGCGACAUCUUUUAGAGGCAACUUCCGCUCCCCGUUGACAGCACACUUUCUGUGCAUGUCACUGUACUCCUUUGUAUUCAUGAAUGUACUUUUGAAAUUGACCAUUCUCCGUUUCUGUUUUUCGUUGCUGUCCUCUUUUAUCGGCCUAUUCUUCUACUUCCAGAUGGAACGCGCCUCAAAGAUAUUAUUAAAAGAUAUAUUUCUGUGGUUGUAUUAAAUUGCCAUGCCUCACCUUGCAUUGAGCACAAAAUUUUGCUUUUCGAAGUGAAAACAAGUUGAAGAUAAAUUCUUUAGUGGAUCGUGCCAGGUUGUUUGUGCUCCAUUGCAGCGUUCAAGUGGUCAGUAAAUUUAUUUCCGACCGAAAACAUUAGCAUCUAUAUAAGGAUUCCAGUUCCGAGCUUCAGUUUUGCACUUUUUGGGGCUCGAAGAUUUGGGAGCUAUUCAAACUGAUUUGCAUGCUUCAAAAACAACUUUAACUAAUUUACAUGCAGAUCGCAGAAAGAUUUAACGACACUUAUCUAAUGAAAACGUUUUAACUUUGAAACGUGAAGAUAUCCAAAAAACCAAGGUUUAAUUUUGCAUGUGACAGGAAAUCUUCACAUCGUACUUGAGGGAUAUAUGAUUUCGUGGUUCUUGAUCUCAUUACAGACUCUUAUUUAAUAAAGGCGUACAUUCGCGUGUGCGAGAAGGCUUUCUAGAACUGUUCCUGGAGUUAUCAUAUGUGCCUUUGUAGAUAAGCAAUUGAUAAGAAAUCGGGAAUCCAGAAUAAUAGAUGAAUAAUCGCUAUAUAUUAAAAACCCUUUCAUUCUGUACUGUCAAGGUGACAUUUUUCCUCGCGCAAAGUUUCCGGCACAAAGUACUCGACUCGACUGUUUUUCGAAAAAGGGAAAUGAUACUCAGGCGUUGUUGGCGCGCAACUCCAUGAGACGACUGAGCUGAGAAACUAGCCUGCAAUAUCGCUUAUACUCCUCAGUAAUUCUCGUUGUGUGUGGUAAUAUUUGGUUUUUAGAUUCUUGUAAUGUACUGUUUGGAAUUGCUCCAACUCGUGUCAAUCAUCGUUUCUCUUAUCUACGUAAUUUUACCCUUUGUCAUGAUGGGACAUGUUUCAAUUGUUUGUUCAGCACGAAUCAAAAUGACCUUCGGAACAAAAGUACAGUAACACCAACCAUUUGGAGCCUAUGAAGGUCUAUGAAAACGUUUUGAAACAGCAAAGGAAGUCCUUUCCCCCUAUUUUUCUGGGGAUCACUGCGCAUUUUACCACGUUAUGCCUUGAAAGCACUGAUCUUCUUGAAGGAAGUUUUGUAUCAAGUCAAAAACUGCAACACGAUGUAUGUGUUUUGCACGUGGUGCAGUUCUUAAUGGUAAAACUGAUUUAGAAUUAAAGGUACCCAUUAGGCAGCCCUACCCACGAAAGCAUUGCGGACGAUGCAAACAGAUGAUGAGAGCUGAAAAGAUCUUACCGUGCGUCCGAAUUCUGACCCUCAUUACCCCCUACCCCUCUCCAGCGGCGAAGAGCGAGGAGAAACGGGUGUUUUCGCAGGCCAAGGAGAGGAUACUGUAUGACGUUUCUCGGCUUUUUAGACCUUGUAAUAAUCUUAUGAUUUUAUAUUUUUGUGAAUGCAGUGAUCUGGUUAAGCUGUAACGUGAAAAGAAAUGCGUCUUUAAUUUUAAGUGCGCCCGGCCCAUAAUUAAUACUUUUAAAAAUACUUUUUCUUCGAUUCAGUAGAUUCUAAUGGGGAAGUUGGAGAUUUGCAAAAAAAUGCCGGAAAUCCAGGAAAUCGGCGAUUUCCUUCCGCCCGUAAGAAGCCAGUCCGUUGUUCCUUAAAUACUCGCUGUUGCGUUCUGGAUUUGGUUAUAACUUGACCUCGUUAAAUCCUCCCCACACCUCUCCCGCUUAAAAAAAAGUGUGUGAUGUGGCUAACUGUCACCUAUAAAACUAGAAAUCAUGAAAACUGUUGCAACGAAAUGAGCACUUUAUUCCUAACAUCAGAGUCCCAACACAUUGUCCAAGGAAAUUAAAAUAUUUUAGAAUCGAUCAAGUUAGGUUCAAUGCAAGUUUGCAGUUGUCUGUGGCUUUAACUUGAUCUUUGGUUCAAUUUUUCUUAUCUACUUCUUUUCUUACAUUUUUUCGUGACAAUUGCUAAACGGGAAUGACGGACGACUAGCCUGAGUAUCAGGCGUUUCUGGGGAAAAGGGGAAAGAUGGAAGCGAAAAAGGGAGCCAUCUAAAAUCUCCUUUCCCCUAGCCCCUUAGGAAGGCCGGAUACUCAGGCUAACGGACGACAGGAAUUCAUACUUUAAGUUUUUAAAAAACACAUGUACAUUAUUUCAAGUGCUAGAUGAUCUAAUUACAUAUAUUUUCCCUCAUCGAUAAAUUAUUAUAUUUUGUCUCUUGAACAUUUUCCUAUUUCCUAUUUUUUUUCCCUUGUCCAUGUAAGAUAAGAUCGAUCUUGGCUUCCAUUUUCGUGCAAUUCUUAAAAGUGCCAUUCGUUUCUUUGGAGAAAUUUUCAAAUUUACUUAAUAGAUCUCAAAAUACAUUAACCAUCGAUUCUAUAAACGCCUGAACGCGCGGACGAACACGUAGGAGGUAGUUGAAGCUUUCAUCACGAAAGAGAACUCGAUCCGAGAAUCGAAUUUAAUCUUUUAUUUUAAUAUCAUUUCCUGAUUGAUUUGUGAUGUGUACGAUCUGUCUUAAAACUUUGCGCCUUUUAGAAACGUGAAAAAAUUUUUCCGAGCAGUACUCCCUACGUUCGUGAUUUUGUUUACAAGGGACCCGUACGUCAUUGUUAUUUUCUUUAGCAAGCAGGCCUAAUCAAUAAAUUAUUUUAUUUAUUCUCGUAAAACGUGAUCUGGUAAGCGGAGAGCAAAGCAUGUCAUCAUCUUUGCAUAAGCAUGCCGGUCACGUCCGAUUUAUAAUUUUCGGUAGCCUGAGCGCAGGCCUCUUUAUAAAUUUAUAAACCUCUUUCCUCGCGAGGUUAAAAUUUUUGGCUGAUCGUGUGACCAGAAUUUCAAUUUGUCGGGUUUUAGUCUUGUACAUUUUAUUCGGAAAUUUGGCGUAUAUACUUCUGGGUUCCCCCACUUCCUGUAUUAGCCACCGGGGAUUUGAGCUACUUCAUAUCAUUUUUUUUCUGAUGUUUUUAAGUUGUGUUUGUUUGUUAUAUUAAUUUAUUUUUGUAUAUUUUUCUUCUUCCCCUUAGCAUGGGUCAUUUCAAUCGGCCUUGGCAUGAUGUUUCUAUUCGCCCCAGUGACGUCAGCUUUAUGUGAGCGCAUUGGCUGCCGGAUAGUCGCGUUUGUUGGUGGUUUGUUAGGCAUUCUGGGAUUUGUCUUGUCCUCGUUUGUUUCCGACGUAUAUCGCCUUUACGUCACUUUUGGUAUUUUGUGGGGAGUUGGGGCGAGUAUGAGUUACUUGCCAACGCUUCGAUCGCUUCCCUACUGGUUUUCGAGGUGAGCGCGGUUUAUAAAAUUCAUAUUAAAGGGCAAAACUAUGAAAAUGGUUGAACGGUUAUAACUAAGGCCCGUUUCAAACGUCGUACUACUGCCGAGCCGAACUAAAUUGAUCGAAUUAAAUUCGACUUUAGCAUAGCAGUAGCGCGACGUUUGAAACCAAAUCGUGCACCUUUCAUCCUUAAAGAGCCCUAUUCAAGGAUUUUUCUCUGCACUCGCGCUGAGCAAAGCAGACCGUCAUAAGCUGGAUCUUUCUCUCUGAAAGUUUGUUUUAAACCAUUCUCUCCUGGGAAUUUUGCCGAAAAAAACGCCUUUUGGAGCUAGCCGAGCCGUUUUCUUGCCACUAUCUAGCUAAAAACACGACAGACAAAUAAACAAACCCAAAACGCUGUUAUGAAGUCUGGCACUACGCUGCAUGCUAAAUAUAUAUGCUUCCGAAGUUCGGGUAUGCGCAGGUAAAAUUCCUCAGUGGGGUUUAAAAGAAGUAUAUGUCAGGAGUGGAGUAGUUUUCUUUAGAAGAAGGCGACUACUGAGAUAAAAAGGAUGAAUAGUUGGCUAGCUGGUGUUAGAGGAUUUAUCCGUGGAAUGUUCGGUUAGAGUAGCCGUUCUCUACAUAAAUAAAAACGGUACCUCAACCUUAAUAACGUUUUUUUUCCUCCAAUGUUAAUUUUAAAUCUUGCUGAAUAUUUAUUCUCUUGCUUCUGUUCUUUCAGGCGCAUCAGUCUCGCAAACGGUAUUGUUACAGCGGGGAGUGGCUUCGGCACUAUCGCUAUGGGCCCACUUAUGCAGCUGGUAGUGAACCGUCUUGGGUGGGGCAAUUCUACGAGGGUGCUCGCUGGGGUAUUGUGUCUCUGCACCAUCGGCUCCUUACUUUAUAGAAUCCCCAGCCAAGCUGGCAAGGAAAAGGUUGAGAAGGCCAAAGAAGCCGAGAAAAAGAAGCGUCCUCCGAUUUUCGACUUUACGGUUUUCAAGAAUAAGGCGUUCUUGGUGUGGUGUUUAUCCUUGAGUGCGUUCAUGAUGGGAUACUUCGUCCCUUUUGUUCAUUUGGUAAGUUAUUGGUCCCUCUGCCCUGGACUCCGAACAGACCACAAGCUAACUUUUUCAAACCAUAAAGAUAUUUAAGAUCUCAUAAACUUGAGACACGACAAAAUAAAAUUACAAGUCGUUCUUCGUAUUUGCAAUUUCAGAUGCUUAAAUGGGUGCAGUUGGUGGGUUUUUGUUUUUUGGAAUAGGGGAAGGAUUGUUUUUGAGUUUGAACAAAUCAGGUGUAAUGUUUUUUAAACCGUGACUCUGCGUCCCUUCCAACAACAUUUUCUGCUUGUAGAUUUCGUCAUCAUUAUUUCGCUCAGACUUGGUCAACCGUCUUUAAGCGCUUUCACUGUAUUUAGUAAUUAAGACCAUCAACUUAUUUCUGUUACUGAUGUUUGGAAUAAAAUACCAGGAUUGCCACAUCAAUUACCACGAAUGCCACAUCUCUUAAAGGUCUUGAAAAGGAAGUAAAACAUUACUAUUAUCAUGCGUAAUUAUUUUCCCUUUUCGUUUAUUUCUUAUUAAUUUGCCCCAACGUAUGCACCCGUUUGUCUCUUUUUUUGCUUCCAUCUUCUUUUGUCCAGGUAAAAUUAGAUAAAAUAAUAUCUUCUGUCAAAUGUCAGAUUAGGUGCUCGAUUGGACACCUUCACACAUCCCCUGAAUGAUUAUGUAUAUUAAAGAUAUAAUUGUAUUUUGUCGUGUGGGAAUAAAGAAGUUUGAAGCACUCUCUCAUUUCUACUCAACAGCCUGCCUAUGCCGAAGAGUGCGGUAUUCCAAAUUCUCAGUCUUCAACACUGGUCGGCAUGAUGUCGGUUGGAUCAACCUUUGGUCGGCUCUUCUUCGGCAAAAUUGGCGAUCACCCGAGGGUGAACCGACUGUACUGUUUCCAAAUAGCUAUGCUGGUAAUUGGCGUGGCAGACACUCUGAGUACCCUGACAAAAACUUAUGCCGGUCUUGUCGUGUACAUGGUUGUGUUCGGCGUGUUUGAUGGCUGUUUUGUAGUUUUUCUGGCUGUUCUCUGUGCGGAUAUCGUUGGUGUGGACAAAGUGGCUGCUGGAAUUGGAGUUCAGUUCUUUUUCAUGGCCAUCACGUCGAUCGCUGGACCGCCUCUUGCAGGUAGGUUAUAGCGUAAGUUAGAAAAAUAGCUGCUUUCUCUCGCAUAAUCCAUGUCUUGAAUCCUUGCUUCAACUUCUUACCUAGAGCCUUUCUAUGGGUACCUGCCGAUUGUGACAGAUCGUGACACCAUUUUCGUCGCGCGUUUUCCAUCAAAUCGUCGGUUUUAAAACGGAAUCGUAGCAUAUCAAGAAUUGUUUUGCGUAGUAAUGCUACUAGCAAGCUCGACCAACCACGAAGACAACGACGAGACCAAGAAAAUGAGCAAAGCAGCAGUUUAAAUAGGCGAAACAAAAACUCUGAACAUUGCGGUCAUAGCCUGUGUACAGAUCCCCCCUCCCCUUAGUAAAAAUCGGCGGGAGGGGAUGCGGGUCAUGAGAAUUAAGGACAGAAUCACACAAGAUGGAUCUAAUUGAUACUUCAACAAAUUCUCUCCACUACUUCUAUUGAAAACGUAUAGGGAUAACAAAUGAGAAUUUGAAUUUUGAUGUUAGGGUUUAAUGGGUUAUUGGAGGUUCAACUGUAUCUAACUUGAUACGUUUUUUGUCCUUGUUUUCUGGCAGGAGUUAUUUACGAUCUCUCCCAGUCAUACCAGAUCGCCUUCUACGUAGCUGGAGCGUGCUCCACACUGGCUACUUGUAUGCUGUUCCUUGUACCUGCUCUAAUGCCGCCUGAGGAGAUUAGCGAGGACGGCCCCGACCGCGUAGAGACUGUUUGCUCCAAAGAGAGUGAAAAACCUUUAAUGGAUCGCAUUCGUUCACCAGACUCUUCCAACCCCACAACUUCGACUAAAGCGAGUCUGGGAUCGUGUCAAAAACUGAAUAGUACUAUGUACCUCGCACCCAACCAGUCGUAUCUAGACAGAUAUUGGGACAUGCCUAAAAGAACAAGUAUGAGAGCCAGCAUGGCAAGCCUUCUAUCGUUUGGGCCAGUGGAACCAGGUCGAGAGCGUCUAGUUGUGGUUGAGAGAGUAUCACAAGUGUAGACGUAAAGCUGACAUCGCGCAACUUAACGCCCGUACUCACUAAUCACAAAACUGCGCAUGGUUUUAGACGACGUGUUGGUCCCAUCAUCAUCCUACUCGAAGAUGUUCAUUUGGUAAACCGUAAAUAACUUACGUUAAAGCACCUGAAACUCUCAUCAUUCGUGAAACGAGAAGCGCUUCAGUGCAAAGCAGUGACGCGAAGAAGUGGAUCUCCGUUUGCAGACUAAAUGACUGAUAUUGAUUGUGCAAACAAAAUACUUUACUUCAUGAACAUUAUUAUUUAUUUAUUCGUAAUCAAUGACAACAAAUUAAAAUGACAAAAAGAACAUAACUAUAUUUAGUCAUAACCCAGAACUCUUUAAACGUUUCACAUUUCUGUUUAUAUUAAUCAGAGGCCGUUUGAACUUAAUGUUUUUCCGUUAUGUUCAUGUUGAAUCUAUUUUCUUGUGUAGACUGAAAACAACUUGCUACUUUUCUAAACCAUUUUAUAGCCUUUUAACAAUAACGAACAUAAUGUACAUCUUUUGGAGGGGAUCUUUACAGUGCACUCGAGCCGAGAGCCUUCAUAGUUUUCUUCCAACCUUCAGAACCUUUGCUGAACGUGCAACUAUUUUAAGUGAACAGAACGGCGAAGUAAAUGUUUGACAGAACAGAAAUUUAAAAAAAAUAAUAUAGAAAAAAAUUUUCAAAAAUUAAAAUUUGAAGUGACAAAUUAAAAGGUAACGGUUUUAUUUAUUGCGAAGGGAAAAUAGCCAUAACGAUUUUUCUCACCGCAUAGAGCUACGAUAACUAUUUGGGAGACAAAAAUGCGAAAAGAAGAAAAAAAAAACAAACAAAUUAAAAAAGACUUAAAAAGUUUAUAGACUAUUAAGUGCCUUGCAUUUGAUGAGGUCAGUCAAGAAUACGGUUAAGUUGUUUUAAUUUUAAAAUGAAAGGAAGAAAAAGUAUUUAUGUUACGGGCGCGACUUAAAGUGACACCUUUCUUUAGGGUAACCAAAGCAGGAAACAUUUUGUAUACAGAUCUGGUUGAGAUCAAAUUGAGUGAUCUACUUGAGGCCACGAAUUAAACACUUUAAGGGGCGCUUGAGAUGAAAUCGCGCAGUUUGAAAGCGGGGAAUCGAGUGUUGCAAGAAUUAAGUUAGCCCUUGUUUCAAGGUAUGUCACUUGUCAGCGAUCAUGGUCUUUAGAUACGUGCCAAUAAUUUUUGUAGAUGGGUUUAUAAAGAGUUUUGUAGUUGAAUUUUAUGAAUAAAUGUUCUCAUGUUAUCUUU
This is a messenger RNA of Porites lobata, 8899 nucleotides long. NCBI's taxonomy places the organism in Eukaryota, Metazoa, Cnidaria, Anthozoa, Scleractinia, Poritidae. The record is from the annotation of a GenBank genome assembly.